CUAAGUGAAAUACUUUUCUCGAACAACUUUCAAGAGAAAAAUUUAUUUCUCUGAUAUCAAAAUCGAAAAAGUAUAAACAGAGAAGAACAAAAGGGAGACUAAUUAAAAAAGCAGGAAAAAGAAAACAGAGCAUAUGACAGUCAGGUCGUUGGCCACUCUGGUAUGUUCUUUUCCUCUUCCCUCUUUCAAAAAAGCAGACAAAAUCCAACUUCUCUUCAAACAAUGAACCACUUCCCAAAACCAUUAAACUAACCCCCCACAAAAUAAAACCCUAAAACAAAAAUGAGAUUCACCAUUUUCUCCUCAUCUAACCUUAUUAUUAUUAUUACCACGUUCAUCAUCUUCCCAAUCUCUCUCCUCUGUUUUCCCCCUGUUUUUGCAGCAUCACCAGACACUCUAAUCUCAUCACAAUCUCUCUCCAUUAACCAAACAUUAAUUUCUUCUGCUAAUAAAUUUGAACUGGGUUUUUUCUCAAAAGGAAAUCCCAGAAAAUAUUAUGUUGGAAUUUGGUACAAAGAUAUACCUUCAGAAGGCAUCAUUGUUUGGGUUGCUAACAGAGAUGCGCCCUCAUGGAGUAAUUCCUGCACCCUAAUGAUUGGCAACCAAUCAAAUCUCGUCAUUCUCAAUGAUGGGUCCCACGUCGUAUGGCAUUCAGACAAAUCAACGGCUCAGAAUCCAGUUCUACAGUUGCUUGAUUCAGGGAAUUUGGUGAUCAGAGAAGCAGAGGAUCAUAACCCAGAUAAUUACAUUUGGCAAAGCUUUGACCAUCCAACUGAUACUCUCAUUCCGGGUCAAAAACUCGGGUGGAAUCUCAAAACGGGUUUGGAUCGGUUUUUAACGUCGUGGAAGGAUCCGGACGAUCCGGGUUCGGGUAAUUAUACAUUUAACAUUGAUUACCAUGGUGACCCGGAGAUUUACAUGAGAAAUGGGGAGCAAAUAAUUUAUCGAAGCGGGCCAUGGGUCGGACAACGGUUUAGUGGGGUACCCGAAAUGGCAACCACUAAUAACGGGUUUAACUUUACUUUUUACCGCGGUGAAGAUGAAGUUUACUACACAUUUGAGUUACCCCCGGGUGGGGAGGUAAAAUCAAGGUUAACGGUAAGUUUUGAUGGGUUCCUAAAAAGAUGGACUUGGGUCCCAACAACUAACCAAUGGGUUCGUUAUUGGUACGCUAGAGUUGAUGAUUGUGACUCAUAUAGGGUAUGUGGGUCCUACGGGGUGUGCAACACUAGUGGGUUCUUUGAUUGUCAAUGUCCACAAGGGUUCGAACCCAAGGACCAACAAGCUUGGGAUUUGCGAGAUGGGUCAAGUGGGUGCGCUAGGAAGACCGAGCUAGAUUGUGGGAAUGAUGGUUUCUUGAAGUUGGUGAAUAUGAAGUUGCCUGAAAGUAGGACUGCUUUUGUGAAUGAUGGGUUGAAUCUUGAUCAAUGUAGAGAUAUGUGUAAGAGGAAUUGUAGUUGCACUGCUUUUGCUAAUUCGGAAGUGAUUCGAGGGGUUGGAAAUGGGUGUGUUAUUUGGACUGAUAAUUUAACGGAUAUGAGAGAUUAUGUUCAAGGUGGACAAGAUUUGUACAUUCGGUUGGCCGCUUCGGAUUUAGGAGCUACAGGCUCUGGAAAUCGUUCUGAUAAAAUAAAGAAGAUUGCAAUGGGUGUUGGCAUAUCUAUUGCUUCUGCGAUGAUUCUAGUUGGUUUAAUUACCUUGAUCAUAUUGAAGCGUAAAAGAGCACAAAAUAUGCUGCUUAUUAGAAGAACAGCAGACACAAGAGCCUCUAGGGCAGGUACAGCUGAAAGGAGCCAAGAGAUACUAUUAAGCGGCCAACUUAUGUCUAGCAAGAGGGACUACUCAGGCGAAACUAAGAACUUAGAUGAUGUUGACUUGCCCAUAUAUGACCUAUACACCUUAGCCGUUGCCACCAACAACUUUGAUGAAGCAAAUAAACUUGGACAAGGUGGUUUCGGACGCGUUUACAAGGGUGUGUUGCUAGAUGGACAAGAAGUUGCAGUCAAGAGACUUUCUAAGGAAUCUGGACAAGGAGCAGAUGAAUUUAAGAACGAGCUUAGAUUGAUUGCAAAGCUUCAGCAUCGAAACCUUGUUCGAUUACUUGGUUGUUGUGUGGAGAUGGACGAGAAGAUGCUCAUAUAUGAGUACCUCAAAAAUAGAAGUCUUGAUGCAUUUUUGUUUCAUAAAGAAAGAAACACAGUGCUGAACUGGCAAGCGCGGUUCAACAUAAUCUGUGGGAUUGCUAGGGGGCUUUUGUAUCUUCAUCAAGAUUCAAGAUACAGAAUAGUCCAUAGAGAUAUGAAAGCAAGCAACAUAUUGCUCGAUGGAGAUAUGAACCCAAAAAUAUCGGACUUUGGCAUGGCAAGAAUUUUUGGUGGAGAUCAAACUGAAGGAAACACUAGGAGGGUAGUUGGAACAUAUGGUUACAUGGCUCCUGAAUACGCUAUGGAUGGGCUUUUUUCCAUAAAAUCGGAUGUGUUUAGCUUCGGUGUACUAGUGCUGGAGAUAAUUAGUGGGACAAAGAACAGAGGAUUCUAUAAUGCAGAUCAUGAACUAAACCUUCUCGGAUAUUCAUGGAAGCUAUGGAGAGAAGGUAAAGGGACGGAGUUGCUAGAUAAGGUCAUGGGAGAGUCGUUUUCGAUACAUGAAGUGUUAAGGUGCCUACAAGUCGGUCUCCUAUGCGUGCAAGAGAGGGCAGAAGAUAGGCCAACGAUGGCAUCCGUAGUGCUAAUGUUGGGUAGUGAAUCUGCAUCUUUACCUCUGCCUAAGCUCCCAGGUUUUUGCAUGGGGUGGAACCCUAAUGAAACGGAUUCUUCUUCAAGUAAACAAGAUGAUGUAUCAUUCACUGUGAAUCAAGUCACAGUCACAACGCUAAAUGCGCGAUAAAAAGAUCAUAAAUAGUUGUAGCAAAAUUAGUUCAUUGUAUAUUCACAGAAAGAUAAGCUACCACAAUUUUUUUGUCUGCUGUAUUUUUGGUUGCCUCUUUGUGUUUAAUUUGGGGUAGGGUUGGGUUUCUGGUUGGUGUGAAGAAUAGGAUGGGGGAAACAAUUUUGAUAUGAGGUCUACCAAUUCCAUUCUUACAAUUAGUUGUACAUUGUUAAGGUAUAUAUUUGCAUGUUUGACAUUCAUGUCACAUCAUUA
Beta vulgaris subsp. vulgaris (sugar beet) is the source of this 3141-nucleotide messenger RNA. Its product is annotated as receptor-like serine/threonine-protein kinase SD1-8. NCBI's taxonomy places the organism in Eukaryota, Viridiplantae, Streptophyta, Magnoliopsida, Caryophyllales, Amaranthaceae. Bases 283 to 2886 code for a protein of 867 amino acids. Gene Ontology annotation, biological process: recognition of pollen; protein phosphorylation. The record is from RefSeq and is a predicted model, not a curated record. Gene Ontology annotation, molecular function: ATP binding; protein serine/threonine kinase activity. The transcript has 7 exons.